GGAGAGGUGUUGGAAUACGGGUGGGGGAUAAAUAAAAAACGCGAAGCCGAAGACUUGAUGUAACUUUAAAGUCUUUUCUUUGUUAAUUUACAGAAUAGAAGCGCUUUUUAUUGUAAGUACGUGCUGCAGACAGCUAUGAAACAUUUACUGCUAAAGCUAGAAUUAUGGAGAGGAAGAGCUGUUCAAUCUGAUUUCUCAGUUUCAGGAUUGUUAGUUAUAAGCUAGACAACCCGGAAUGGCAUCAGCUCCAGCCCAGCAGCCCACACUGACAAUAGAACAAGCCAGAGUGGUGCUGAGUGAGGUGAUCCAGGCCUUCUCUGUGCCUGAGAAUGCCUCUCGAAUGGAGGAGGCGAGGGAAAGUGCCUGCAAUGACAUGGGUAAGAUGCUACAGCUGGUUCUUCCGGUGGCUACACAAAUCCAGCAGGAGGUGAUCAAGGCCUACGGCUUCAAUAAUGAAGGAGAGGGUGUUCUGAAGUUUGCCAGACUGGUGAAGAUGUACGAAUCUCAGGACCCAGAGAUCGCUGCCAUGUCGCUCAAGCUCAAGUCUCUUCUCCUGCCGCCUCUGUCGACUCCGCCCAUCGGUGGUGGAAUCCCUGCAUCUUAAAUUCAACUAAACCAAUAUCCACAUCGCAGGGGUUCAGACCAUUUACAGCCUCACAGUUACUGUUUCACAUCAGAAAUAUUGGCAUAUCUUCCAGACUUUAAGACUACAAAACACACCUCCAUAGAUUCUAAAUCAGUGUAUUCACAGCUGUUAGUCACUACAUUGUGGCUGGUGUUUUGAUUUGUAGAAGUAGAGCGUAGCCUGGUUUAAGCAGCUGAAGUUAAGGUUUUCACCGCAGGGAAUUUCAGCACGUUUAUAUCAAAGCAACAAACAUCAGCUGUUGCAUGUUCUACGCACCUUUUUCCACCUUCUCUUCCGUACCGCUCAUAGUUGUUGCAGUGAAAAUUCCAGAACAACGAUGGAAAUGCAACUUUGGACAGCAUCUUCAGCGCCGCUUCAUUUCGAGUCAUAAUGCCUACUAUAAAGAGCACAAAUAAAUAAAUUGUACAAAUUGUAGUAUGGAAAAUCGACUAUUCAAAUCCUGAACUUCUUGCAUUACCAUGGCAUUCCACUUUUUCUAUUAGCAUUACAUAUGCUCUCAUAUUUAUUUGUCUUACGCUGUAUACAGUACAAAGACUUUUGGACAAACCUUGAAAUUUGUGGGAAAUAACAAAUCUGAAGAUAUCUCGCUCUGAUGUACGUUUAAAUCCUACAUCUGCAAUAGAUAUUCCAGCAGUGCAAAGAUCCCGAGAAACAAUUAUACCAGGAAUGAAAUAUUAGGUAUGUAGUCAAUCAGCCACCCAUAUUUGUUUCUUUAGUUUUUGCAAGUUCCUGGCCAACAAUAGAAAACUCUCUCACCCAAAUUCUUUUGCAUAAAUAAUUUCCUCAAGCCACAUCCAGUUCUUCAGUCAUAUCAGUCAAAAGAUUUUGGACAUAGUGUGAGUUAAUGUAACGUAUAAACAUGAAAAACAUCACCGUGCAGCUGUACCAGUAUAGGGGCAGCCAUCUUGGAACACUGGAGGCUUAAAAAGAAAGUAUACUAACGCUGCGUCUCAAUUCUCCUACUAUCUGUCCUAAGUAGUAUCCGAGACUAGAAUUAGUGUCUCCCAAAUGGUAUUAUGUUGAAAUGAGUCUCCCAAAGUUACCUGGAUGGUCUACUAUUUUCGAAAUUGUCGAUCCAUGGACACUUUUUCAGCUAAUAUUGCCCUACAAGUCCUUGCAUGAGGGAGGAAGGGAGGAGGAGUUUUGUGAUGGAGUUUUUGUGCUUUUUCAUACAUUUUAGACAUUUCACACAUUUGUGUAAAUAAAAUGUGGACAAAUAAAUUAAGGGAAUGGUAAAUUUAAAUUUGAUUAGUAUGUAUUAAUAUAAAUAAUUAUAUAAGGAAUAAUGAAUGAAGAAAAGCUGAAAUGCAACGAGGAGGUUGUUUACGGUGACUGUGUGCGUAAAUAGGCAACAACAUCCUCUUCCGUACAUGACAUGUUGGUAAGCCGUUGUACUACUUGCAUACUCUUUUGCUACACACUCAAAAGUAUGGACAUCUCUUCACAAAAAGAGUACAUACUUUUAGCGCAUAGGAGAAGUAGGCAAAUUGGGACUUAGCAGUGAGAUUUCGGUUGCAGUAGACUUCAGUUUUUUGUUAGCAGCAUCAGCCUGAGGUCAAAACUAAAGAGAAAACUGACUACACUGGGGAUGAGGGGAACAUAUAACACUGUUUAUUCAUGUUCAGAACCUCUACAGUGUCAGGUGCAGCCCACCUUCAAACUCAACAGCAGUCCAGCAAAACAGUAGUAUUCAUCGUUUUUUUUCUUUCUUUAUUUUUUUAAUACAUAUUGUGGUGUGUGUAUUAACUUUGUGCAAUAAAAACUUUUAUCAGGUUCAA
This is a messenger RNA of Ictalurus punctatus (channel catfish), 2424 nucleotides long. It is a transcript of the gene grcc10, whose product is annotated as gene rich cluster, C10 gene. The transcript is spliced from 4 exons. Lineage: Eukaryota; Metazoa; Chordata; Actinopteri; Siluriformes; Ictaluridae. The record is from RefSeq and is a predicted model, not a curated record. Bases 236 to 604 code for a protein of 122 amino acids. Gene Ontology annotation, biological process: post-embryonic development.